AACUGUGACCUUUGUUCGAAUCAACACUGGCAUGCAGUGGCAUGCAGCUCAGAGCUACUGCAGAGAACAUCACUCAGACCUCGCCAGUGUGAGGAACUGGAUGGAUAACCAGAAGAUCAACCAGCUGUUACCAGCAGGAGCUAAAGUCUGGAUCGGUCUGUAUCGAGAUACCUGGAAGUGGGUGGAUGGAACAAACCCCUCAUUCAGGUUCUGGAGGGACAAUGAACCCAAUAACAAAAACAAUAAUGAGAAUUGUGCUGUUGCAAACUUUGGAAAUGGUGGGAAAUGGGAGGACUGGACCUGUGCUUACAAGAACGCCUUCAUAUGUUAUACUGCCUUUCACACUAAGCAGGUAAUAAAACUGAAGCUGGCGUUCUCCUCCUCUGUGGAUCAGAAUAAGUCUGCUGAAGACCUGCUGAGGAAGCUGAAGCAGAAGAUGCAGGACAGCGGAGUGAAAGGAGACAUCAAGCUGAGCUGGAGGAAACAACCAGAUGGACAGAUCUUCAUCAAGGAAAAUAACAACAGAGAUUAAUAUUAAAUUGAAAGUUGUUGAUUUUAUUCUUUAUUGCUUGUUUAGAAUUUAUAGGUACAGGUAAUUAAAACCAAGCUUGAUUUUAGGUCAUGUUAAGGAGAUCGUUCUUUAGAGAGAUAAUGAAAAUGAAUAAUCAGAUCUGUCCUUCAGGAUUUUUUAAAUAAAUCACUUUUCUUUUCU
Molecule: messenger RNA, 712 nt
Organism: Cyprinodon tularosa
Lineage: Eukaryota; Metazoa; Chordata; Actinopteri; Cyprinodontiformes; Cyprinodontidae
Product: hepatic lectin-like
Exons: 3
Coding region: 32-532 (166 amino acids)
Source: RefSeq, a predicted model, not a curated record